This is a messenger RNA of Ziziphus jujuba (common jujube), 1130 nucleotides long. RefSeq lists its product as uncharacterized. Bases 243 to 998 code for a protein of 251 amino acids. Gene Ontology annotation, molecular function: S-adenosylmethionine-dependent methyltransferase activity. Lineage: Eukaryota; Viridiplantae; Streptophyta; Magnoliopsida; Rosales; Rhamnaceae. The transcript has a single exon. The record is from RefSeq and is a predicted model, not a curated record.
UUAGGAUUUUAAUCUUAUAUGUAUACUUCAAUUCCUAUAAGAAUUCAAUCUCUUUCUCUCUCUCCCUUUAUAUACAUAUACACCCGAUUUUGUAAUAAAAAAGGGAUUUGUAUUAUUCUGUUUCGUUUUCCUUCUCGGGGUUAGAGAAAGGAAAACGGUUAUCUGUUUACGUCUCUGUUGGAGUGAGAGACAGAGAGACAGAGAGACAGAGAGAGAGGAGAAUUUGCAAGCUUCAUGCAGACAUGAAACUUUCUCAAACGAAGAGAACGACAAUCAUCAAAUUCUUCCUUCUAUCUCUCUUCCUCUCUAUCCCUUUCCUACUUAUCCUUCUCUCUUUCAACUUUCAGCUCCGCCGUACCACAACCACCACCAGCACCAAAACCACCUCUGAAAAACAAGGUCUUAGAAUCCGACCCGGAUACUCGUCCUACGACGCUUACAUACAACGCCAGCUCAACAAGACCUUGAAUCCAAAACUCCGACAAAUAUGGACGACCCGAGAUUGGGACCGGAAGAUCCGAGUGUUCGCCAGGUUUUUCCAGGAGAUGAAGGAGAAGAAGCUGCUGUGGAACGAGUCAAGAAGCCUGUGCAUCGGGGCCCGAGUGGGUCAGGAAGUGGAAGCGCUGCGUCGGAUAGGAGUGAAGGACUCGGUGGGGAUGGAUCUGGUGCCGUACCCGCCGCUGGUGGUGGGAGGUGAUUUCCACCACCAGCCGUUCGGUGACGGAACUUUUGAUUUCGAGUUCUCGAACGUGUUCGACCAUGCGCUGUACCCGGAGAAGUUCGUUGCGGAGAUCGAACGCACGUUGAAACCCGGUGGGGUUUGCGUGCUACACGUGGCGUUGUCUCGUCGUUCCGAUAAAUACUCGGCCAACGACCUGUACAGUGUGAAACCCUUGGUGGAGAUGUUCAGGAAGUCGGAGGUUGUCCACGUCAGGAAGGUCGAUGGGUUCGGGUUGGACACCGAGGUUGUCUUCCGUAAAAAGAACCUCACCCGUUAAGUCUUUUGUCAUUCCUAUUUUGGCCUCUCCUCUCCUCUCCUCUUUGUUCAUUAAGCUUCCAAUUUUUGUUUGUUUUAUUUAUUUAUUUUUUUUCAUACAUAUAUUUCAAUGAAAAUUAAAUUAUUUUGAUCA